Macadamia integrifolia is the source of this 3571-nucleotide messenger RNA. RefSeq names its product protein TIC 20-I, chloroplastic-like. Bases 2511 to 3362 code for a protein of 283 amino acids. The record is from RefSeq and is a predicted model, not a curated record. The transcript has 3 exons. Lineage: Eukaryota; Viridiplantae; Streptophyta; Magnoliopsida; Proteales; Proteaceae.
UACGUUUUACUCUAGAUUGUACCUCUUCCCAAAGCCUUUUGUUGUUGUUGUUGUUGAAGCCAUUGGCUCUGGUCCAGUAACAUUCUCUAUACUAUGCUUUUAUUUUUCUGCGUUUGAGCUGAAUUUAUUGUAAUUUAAAGCUUUCUUUUAUUUUUCUGUGUUUGAGCUGAAGUUUUGUAAUCUAAAGCUUUCAAAGCCUUGUUGUCUUCCUGUUCAAUGCUCUCCAGUAAAUGCCUUUAGUUGGACUACCAUUUUCCCCAGGAUUUGAUCUUUAAAUCAGUUGUGCGUAUCAUAGUUGUCACGGAAUCUAAGUGAGGCGUUGGAGGGGCCUGGAUGUCAAAGCGACGCCAACAAGGCGCCCUUCCAGCAAAGGGUGCCUAGGCGUCACCUUGACAACUACGAUGCAUAUCUAGUUAUUGCAUUCAUGGUUACAGUUUUUGCCCUUAUCUGAAUAUCCUCUUAUUGCUCAGCAGAAAGAGAAAUAGAUUUCUACUAAAAGUAUAAUUCUUGUUGAGUGGUUAGAUCAAUUCCUUCUACAAGAAGUACUAUUCUUAUUGAGUGGUUAUUCUUCUCUGGGCUGCAAGCCUGCAUUAAGAGUUUCCUGGUCAUUAUUAUCCUCCUGCUGUUCUCAUAAAUUUUCAUUAUAACUACAGGUUUUUAAUUGAUCUACGUGUGGUUUCUCUGUAAGUCUCAGCUUUCAACUAUUAUAAAUAUGCAAUUUUAAUGUGGUUCUUGAUCUGUUGAAGGGAACUUUUGUUCCACCUUGUCCUUUUUUAUGGAAAACAAGAAAAUUACAUUAAGGUGAAAGAAAUUAUUGCAACCAUUGAACUGGGAAGAAUUCUGAGAUUUGUUUAACGGUAAACAUAUAAAAAAAUAGUGAACAAGAAAUUAUGAUUUGCGGAUCAGGUUUCUCUAGUUUGUCGCCAAAACUAAUCUUGAUAAUCCAGUAAAUUCCCUCUUUGUUGUUGUUGGACAAAGUGAUGGGUACAGUCAAAUUGCCCAGGUUGCUUAACUUGAGUUUAUUUUGAACCUUCAAAUUGCAUUGGAGUUCAUGUUCAAGAAUGGCCGGUCAAGUGGCAUCCUGUUAUACUAAAGGAAAAAAUAGAUCUUUGUAUUACUUCUAGCUGAUGCAGAAUUUCAGCAGAAACAACAACAAUGAUUAUAUUAAGUUGUUAAAAUAGUACGGGACACCUAAUCAUAGCCUGCAGCUGGGAGAAGGUUCCUUUAUUUCUUUUGGUUAUGCUUUCUUUAUAUUUUAUAGUGUUUAAGGAGAGACUCUUAGCAAUUUUAUUAAUGAAAUAUUGGCUUUCAGUCCAUUAGUUCAGAGAUUCAGAGCUCCCAUUCGCUGUGAGAUGCAGUGAAGCCUUAGUGGAAUUCCAAGCUUGAGUCUGAGGCCAGCUCAGAGGAUCAGGUGGGAUUCCUGAUUCAUAACUUCCCACCACCUAUUUUCUAUUCUUCUUCUCCAUCAAUCAAACAUGUCAGAUUUAUCCUGUGCAUCUCUAGUUCUUUCUAUUCUGUUUCUGAUUCUAUUUAUCCUGUUACACUCUAGCUUAUUAAUCUGAUUUCGAGCUUCUGUUUUUGUUUCAUUUCAGUUUUAAAGACCCUAAAAUUUCUAUCAAUUUCAAGAGUCCUACUCCCUUUUUUAAUUUUUCUUUUAAAUUUCUUAUUUCUGGAUUGAUCUUUCCAUUCUGAUUUCUGAUUUCGGUUACUGUUUAAUUAACGUAUCAUUCUGUUAAAUGAUUCUGAUUUGAGCUCCCUAAGCCUGAUAUCGAAUUCUGAUUUUCUGUCAGAAUUUCAGUUUCCUGUAUUAAGUUGGAUUCUCCCGUAUCUUAAAAUCUAUCCGUUGGAUUGCUUCCUAAUUUGAUGGUUUGUUCCCUAUACCUAAUUGAGCAUUUGACCAGAUUAUGGCUGGAUCAGACUUGUCUUCUUUCUAAUAUUGGUUUCUUUUGAAUUCUGGUUUCUUUAUCGAGCGAUUCUGAAAACUCCUGGUCUUUUGAAUUCUAUCUCUAAGUGGUUAGAAUCCCAUUACAAUCUUAAUUAAUUUUUAAAACCACUUGAAAUAUCACCAAUAAUCCAUUAUCUCUGCAUAGUUUGAAAAUUCUCCCUUGAUUCUAGAUCUGAUUUUUGGAUUUCUUUCCCGUUACUUCUUAUUAUUCCCAGGUUUGAAUUUGAAUAUUAAUUUUCUAUUUUUUUUAUUGGAAUCUUUAUCUCCUAGUCUUAGCCAAAUGGGAAUUUCUGAUUCACAUUUGAAUCAGGAAAGCCUCUUUAUGCAUUUGUUAUCAUUUUUCCUUUGAUAAAAUAAAUUGUUCAGUACUGUAGCUCCUAUUUUGAAUGAAUCCCAUGGAUAAUAAAUGAGUGUUGUCACGUAUGCAAGAGGUGCAUCAAGCUGUGGCACAGGGAGCGCAUGUUUGGACUGCAAGGCCAAUUGUUUAGUCAGAAGCUCACCUUUUGUGCCUAUUCCUGCACCUGGGAUGUAGCAAUAGGUGCACCAGGCGAGCACCUAAGUGAAGAUGCUGCAUAUUUUCAAUGUUGCUGUGGACAUGGUUCUUUGUGAGUGCACCAUGAACUCCAUGAUUUAUGUGAAGCCCGAUAUCUGUAACAUCACCACACAUAUAUCUGUUUUUACAUGCUUCUCUCAAGUGCAUACGGGGGUUAAAUUUCCAAGGAUCAAGAGCUUAUGUGCAGCUUGUAAAGAAGAGAUAUCCUUCCCUUCAAGAGGGUGGCCCAUAUUCCAUCCUACUGUGCCAACCCCAAUGCUCAGCAGGCAUUAUGGUAGCUUGUCACAUUCACUUGUACUACCAACACGGAGCAGCAUGGCAAACAGGUCACGUAUGAGUCCUAGAGCAUCCAAAGAUGCAGCUUCCAGUUUCUGCUACCCGCAGAUGACCAGAAAGCCUAGGUGGUGGUGGAGGACAUUAGCUUGCAUCCCCUAUCUCAUUUCUUUCCAUUGGGCAUGGACGUCUGCGGAAACUGCUUACUAUCUCCACCCUUUCUUAGAAGACUUCGAAUUCCUGACUUAUCCCUUCCUCAGAGCUCUCAAGAGGUUGCCUCCCUGGUUCUUGAUGGCGUAUUUCAUUACAGCUUAUCUUGGGGUAGUGAAGAGGAAGGAAUGGCCACAUUUCUUCCGGUUCCAUGUUGCGAUGGGCAUGCUCCUUGAGAUCACCCUAGAGGUAAUGGGGACUGUGAGUCAUUGGUUGCCCCUUUCCAUGUACUGGGGGAAGUUUGGCAUGCACUUUUGGACAGCUGCUGCAUUUGCUUACCUCUUUACUUUGGUUGAGUGCAUGCGAUGUGCUUUUGUGGGCAUGUAUGCUGAAGUUCCCUUUGCAUGUGAUGCUGCAUAUAUCCAAAUGUCAUUUGAUUAAUUAGGGUAAUGAUGAGUCGGGAAAGGAAACUCACUGUAUCUCUUUCACUCUCUCUCCAUCUUAUUUCACUUUUGUAGGAUGCUUUUAUCAGCAUCUACAGAAAUUCUUCCAGUUAAAUGUUUUCUUUGAAACUUGUCAUGUUGAGGAUACACUUCCUAAUUGAAGAUACAUAGAUAAAUUUUCAAGAAAGAUUUCCUGGGUUUCAAGAA